AUGCAUGAACAAUUUCCUCCCUCUCCACGGAACAUACAGUUCCCGACUUCACCAGCCAGACCCGAUCAUGGAGGUCAGAACAUAUCUGCGGACAACAAUUCUACUCUCCCCUCCAAUCUGGAUUCUGCCAAUGAAGAGUCAAAGUAUACACCUGGACUUUGGUCGUCCGGAGGCAGCACAACAGUCUCCCUCUCUAGCAGCCAAAUUGCACAAAGCAUGACAGUGGGCUCGGUUCUGAACCGGCACUUCCGAGCAAAUAUAGAUACCAAGCAUACUGAUAUAGUCCUCAUAAUUUGUGGGUUUGUUGGUGGCCUGGUUGAUGGGUUGUCAUUCAAUGCAUGGGGCAGUUUUUCGAGCAUGCAAACAGGGAACACUGUUUUCCUAGCUCUAGGUCCUUCCGGUCAGCCUGCCUAUCCGGCAUACCUCUGGGCCAAGUCCCUCAUCGCUCUCAGCGUCUUUGUUACCAGCAACGUUUUCUUCAUUCACCUCCAUCGACUACUAAGCCCACGACGUCGCUCGACAAUGGUUGUCUCGUUCGCUAUUCAGACUUUGGCACUUCUGGCGACAGCAAUCCUUAUCCAGCUCGGUGUGAUUUCCCCAAAACCGGAAGACCCACGUGCCCCCAUUGAAUGGAUGCAAGUCCUCCCGAUCUCCCUUUUAUCCUUCCAAGCUGGAGGUCAGAUAUGCGCUUCUCGUAUUCUUGCACUGGAUGAGAUUCCCACUGUGGUAUUGACAACGCUUCUAUGUGACUUGCUUGUUGAUCCAAAACUCACUGCAAAAUUCAACCCUAAACGCAAUCGAAGAAUCGGGGCUUUUCUGGCUCUUUUCCUUGGUGCAAUGACUGCAGGAGGUCUUUCAAAGGUCACAGGCAUGGCUUCAAGCAUAUGGUUUGCCAUGGGCUUGAAGUUAGCAAUCACAUUGGGAUGGGUUAUUUGGAAGCCAGAGGGAAGAAGUAAGAGCAACAUGGAGGUUUGA
Penicillium antarcticum is the source of this 975-nucleotide messenger RNA. RefSeq names its product YoaK family protein. Bases 1 to 975 code for a protein of 324 amino acids. The transcript is spliced from 2 exons. The record is from RefSeq and is a predicted model, not a curated record. NCBI's taxonomy places the organism in Eukaryota, Fungi, Ascomycota, Eurotiomycetes, Eurotiales, Aspergillaceae.